CUCUGCUGGUAGGGUUCAGUCAGGUGAGCAUAGAGCAGCAGUUGUUGGCCACGUAUAGCUUCCGGUGGCGUUCAGAUGCCUGAACUUCAGGCAAAUAAGUGCUGGGAAUGCAGCCGCCUCUCCCAACAGCCGCAGUCAGAGAGCUGGUGUGCUCCUGUCUGCACAGAGAUCCCGUAGCGGCUGACCUGCGCUGUAGCCUUUUCGUGGCGGCCAUACAGAGCUACAAACGGGAUUCGGUGCUCAGACCCUUUCCUCCUCGAUACCUGAGAGGAGAGAUCAAGGACUUUGAGGAGCUGCAAAAAGAUGUCGACACUUUACCAAACGUGAGGGAUUUGGUACGUCUGGGACAUGGAGAUGGAGACCAUCAUCUGGCUCUUGUACACUGGGUUCUUUCCUCCAAGAGUUUCGCUGUGAAGACCCUCCAGAAAGAGGAAUUUCCCACACUGUGUCAUCUGACCCGGACCGAGGGGCUAUCUGCUCCGGCCCCCGAUUACAUUUUUGAACUUGAGUACUGUGACCUGCUCAACUCCAAGUUCGAGAGGACGCGGGCGGGACGGGAUCUCAUCUAUGCAUUCCACGGCAGCAGACUGGAAAACUUUCACUCCAUCAUACACAAUGGAUUACACUGCCAUCUGAAUAAGACAUCAAUGUUUGGGGAAGGCACAUACCUGACCAGUGACCUCAGCAUGGCCAUUCUUUAUAGUCCCCAUGGUGACGGAUGGAAGGAAAGCAUCCUCGGCCCGCUGCUCAGCUGCAUCGCCUUAUGUGAAAUGAUCGACCAUCCCGAUGUCAAGUGUCAGGUGAAAAAGAAAGAUUCUGAGACCCUUGAUCGCCAGCGUCUAAGAGCCAGGAACAGCGAAUUGGGCGAGGUGCCCGAGAAGUACUUUGUGGUGACCAACAAUGAGCUUGUAAGAGUGAAAUAUCUGCUGGUGUACUCUCAGCGACGCUAUAGAUCACGACGUGCUCAAGGGACAUCAUGGCUGGUCAGACAUCAUUUUGCUAUAAUGAUGGGUCUGUAUCUUCUUCUCCUCAUAUGCAUCGGUGCCUUCAACUCAUCUACAUUCCAGUCCUUCUGGCACAGAACUUUCCGAUGACACAGCCCAUUACUUCACAUAAACGCUCUUGUCCAAAGUGCCUUGUACACACCAAGACUACUAUGAAAGAGAAUUGUUGAAGGAAAAAAAGACUCAGGAACUGAUUUCUGUUGCUCAAUUCAACAUUCCUACCCGUAUCACUUCGUUUCUUCUCAGCUUAACUAUCACCACACAGCUUUAUUUUAUGUAGACACUGUGCAUCUUAUAGAAUUUAAAAUGCACUAUUGGUAGCUUCCUGUCUAUGUGGAGAUGUAACCGAGCACCUAAGAUGUUAUAUAAUAGCAUGAGGCUUGUUAAAAAAUAACAGUAAUCAUUACAUUUGUCGCAAUGACUGAUUGGUUUAAGGAUUUUUUUGGCUACACAUUGGAAAUAUUGCUGCUUAUAUUAAUUCAUUUCAGAAACAUAUGGACUUCAAAGGUGGUCUGUAAAGUGGUUUUUAUUCAUUUGAGUGUAGAAGGAAACAAAGGAAUUAUAAAGUCAACUAUGCAGAAGCGCCAUACCAUUGUGAUUUGUAAUUAUUAACACAAAGAAAAAAAUUGAAAUGUCUCAUUUAUCAACUGAAUAAUCUUGAUGAUCUAAAUAGUGAAUUUAUUCAAAUAAAUAAAUACAAAAUUCA
This is a messenger RNA of Triplophysa dalaica, 1710 nucleotides long. RefSeq names its product poly (ADP-ribose) polymerase family, member 16 (gene parp16). Bases 108 to 1094 code for a protein of 328 amino acids. The record is from RefSeq and is a predicted model, not a curated record. Gene Ontology annotation, cellular component: nuclear envelope; membrane; endoplasmic reticulum tubular network. Gene Ontology annotation, biological process: endoplasmic reticulum unfolded protein response. The transcript is spliced from 7 exons. Gene Ontology annotation, molecular function: protein serine/threonine kinase activator activity; kinase binding; NAD+ poly-ADP-ribosyltransferase activity. Lineage: Eukaryota; Metazoa; Chordata; Actinopteri; Cypriniformes; Nemacheilidae.